AUAUCCAACUGCAAAAACCUUGUAUGCCCGAUCUGCAACAGAGUAAGCAACUAUUCGCCAUCAAUAACCCAUGGAUUUGCCACGAAGCCCAAGCAGUCACAGAAGAGCAUGUUUGUCUACCAACGAUGGCUUUUCAUGGGCUGUGGUGGAAAGAAACAAGGACGAAGAGACACAGCGGUGACAGUAAAGCAGAGUCAAGAGAAAGGCCAUUUAACGAGUGGUCUGUGGUGAACGAGUUGCGAGAGAACGUGUCAAACGACAAAGUGUGAUCGGCGAGUCGGACAAACUUUCUCGGUGCAUUACGUGCGCGCUUCGGUGUGUGUGCACACGAGCGUCGGUUUUUCGUGCGCGCGUUCGUUGUACGUGUGUCCUGUUUCUGCGCGCCUGUGUACGCGUGCUUAUGUGCGUCUAAUGUGAGUUGGUGCGCGCGUUCGCAUUCGCUGCUAGAACACAGUAACUAGCGAACUUGCGCACGGGCAAUAAUAGAGAGCUUUAGCUUAGGGGACGCAAGCGGCUUGCGUCCCCUAUAAACUAAAACGCUCUAAUGUUUUAUACGGGCGAAUUUUCGCCGGUAUUCGGGUAAUUCCUCAUUUCGCCGCAGAAAUGCAGCACGGUGAGCAAAACCGGUGGAAAAAACCCACGCCGGAUGCCAAGUUUGAACGCGUGCUGCGACAGCCGGCGCAGCUGUGUUUGGAUUACCGCACGCAUGGACGAAAUACAAUUUAAAAAAAAAAACAAGAUCAACAAAAACGCGAUGCAACAACGCCCAAUGAAAAGAAAAGUGCAGAAAAACAAAUGCCGCAGAUAGACGGGCUGUCAGGCGCUCGUAUUUUACUUGUGCCUCGAGAAAGAAAAAGAAAGGAAGAGAAAAAGAAAAGAGGAAACACAAAAAUGUGCCACUGCACUCGCGAAAAAUUUCCACCCGACCCUCGGGAAGAGUUACAGUGUGCAGCAGCACCAUUUCCUUCUCUCCCGUGGUGUGUCCCGCAUUCUGCG
Messenger RNA from Dermacentor andersoni, 996 nucleotides. Lineage: Eukaryota; Metazoa; Arthropoda; Arachnida; Ixodida; Ixodidae. The record is from RefSeq and is a predicted model, not a curated record.